Molecule: messenger RNA, 5238 nt
Organism: Labrus mixtus (cuckoo wrasse)
Lineage: Eukaryota; Metazoa; Chordata; Actinopteri; Labriformes; Labridae
Gene: rnf180b
Product: ring finger protein 180b
Exons: 8
Coding region: 1227-2801 (524 amino acids)
Biological process (GO): protein polyubiquitination; positive regulation of proteasomal ubiquitin-dependent protein catabolic process; serotonin metabolic process
Cellular component (GO): endoplasmic reticulum membrane
Molecular function (GO): ubiquitin protein ligase activity; ubiquitin conjugating enzyme binding
Source: RefSeq, a predicted model, not a curated record
CGGCUUUAGUAAAAAACGAAAAAACGAAAAGGCAGCUAAACUUUCUGCUAUUUGUGCUCUGGAUUUAUCCACUAUCACGACUCAAACAGUCUCCCCAGCUUACAGUAAGCAGUAACAACAUGACAACCUGACAGGACCCUGAACCUGACAGGACCCUGAACCUGACAGGACCCUGAACCUGACCUCCCUCAGGACCUCUGGGAUCAACUUACCAACCUCAGUUACCUCCACCACCCAGGCUCUUAGUUUGAAAAUAUUUACAGUCUAUGGGUUUGACCCUGCAGCCAGCAUGCAAACUUCUUCUAUAAAACGGCAGAAUACUUUCCAUAUACUUUAUGUCUGAUGUUGUGUGGCUGAAAAAGGGAUGCAACUUUACACAAGAUGGACUUGAUUUUGGCAGGGGUCCUUUAACUACAGCAGGGUAAACAAGAAACUUGCUAGUAUUAGUUAAAUACAAUUUGCAAUGCACCAUGUAAUGCACUUAAAUGCUGUCAUAUUGAUAUUUAUUUACAUGACAAAAAAACACAAAUGUCAGUAAUGCACCAUCCCAGAACACAGACCUGAUGAUGAAUCAAUAAUCUGAGUUACCCCACAGACUUCAUGCCUACCAUGUGCUUAACUACUGUCCAGUGUGUCCAAAGACGUGCAGUGAUUAAUUGCCAACAUCAUUACAAUCAUAUAGACUAUUAUAUCAAUAGCCUGCAGUGCAGGGCUGCUGAAGGCUGUGAGGAGAAAGCCAUCCUGUCUGUUUGUCCCUUAUUUGUCACUCAUGUUCAGUUGAAUAACACUGACACAGUUUGACACUCAUCAGUGUGUGGUACUCAAUAACCUGGGUCACACUGAUCAGGACACUGUGUUCUUGCAGCCCUAGUAUUUUAUUCAUUUCCAUUCACUUACCAGAAUCAUUUUUUAGUGAACCCUAAAGAUGUUCACUCUAAAAAUACCUACAUCAAUAUAAUGUCCUCCCACAGGGAACAGCAUUAAGUUACCUCAUAUAUAAAUAAGCACCGGCCUACCAAAGCUUCUCCUAUACCUGACCUACUGUAAGUUGUACUGUUUGUUUCAGUGUUUGGUCGAUUGUGCAUUUAAACUACAUCUGAACUGAACUAAGUAGAGAGAAGACAGCUUUGACCAGGUGUCAUUAAGUGCAGGUGUGUUUCUUAGUUUCAUGUCUUCACUGUCAUUUUCUCCAACAGUCGUUUCAGCGCCAGAGGAGAAAGAGAGUCAUGCUCCGCUGCAGGAGGUGUCGGAAGGGCAUUAUUGACUCGACAUGUCUGUUAAUGCAGGUUGAGGACACUGAUGAAAGCUCAGCAGCUGUUUGCAGUAUCUGGCAUGUGAAUGUUGACACGCUGCCAGAGUGGAUCCUGACCUCAGUGAACCAGGCCCAGUGGACUGUAGGAAAACUGAACUGCUGGAACUGUUCAGCUCGUCUGGGCGGCUUCAACUUCAUCAACCACAUCGAGUGUCCCUGCGGCCUGGACGCCACCGUCCACCUCAACAAAAGCCGAGUGGACCGUGACAAUAAAAACUGUGUUCUUAUAGUCCAGCCGAGGAGGACGAGGCCUGAGAGGGGACACGCUGGUCUGCUGUCUGAUGGCUCUCCUAACAGAGAGCAGAGGCCUGAGUCCAGCAGGACAGCACUGGACAGUUUACAGCUGAACUGUGCUGCCGUCGUUUCCCACGGCAACCCUACGGAGGCCUCUCACUCACUGUCAGGCAGUGGAAAUGCCCAGUCGUUUUCUUUCAGUCCUCUAAACUGCAUCUCUCACAGGCGACGGUGCAGUGUGGAGGAGGAUGCCGCCAUCAGGUCGUCAUGUUUUUGCCCUGCUGGCCCUUUACACAAGUCAGCUGUGGAGAUGACAAGUGGAAGGACGGACGAGGCUACAUGGUCACCUGUGUCGUAUCCCAUGAGUCAGCAGUUUGACGGUGAUGGAGAAGCCUCUGUCAGUGCUGUUGCCUGCCAUUGGUUCGUCUCUGAAAGGACACAGUCACCUCUGGAUCAACAGCUGCUGCAGGCUGUGGAGGACGUGGAGUCUUCUCCAGAGACCACACGCGAGGAUGACUCAGCUCUGUUCCUCAGAGGGAGAUCCAUCUCUGACAGUGUGGCAGAGCACGGCCACCAAGUGAUGUCCCAGGCUUUUCCGAGCUCUCUGGGGUCGAACAGACUGAGCAAGAGGGAGAAGAAUCGACUGAAAAGUCUGCGGAGGAAACAGAGGAGGAGAGAGCGAUGGCUGAACAUUCAACUGGAGCAGGAGCAGGUGGAGAGUGUGAGCACUUCACUGUUGGACAGUGAGGAGGAGGACAGAGAGGGCCUCACCUGUGCAGUGUGUCUGGAUGUCUACUUCAGUCCGUACAGCUGUCAGCCCUGCGGUCACAUCUUCUGUGAGCCGUGUCUGCGCACCAUCGCCAAGAACCGACCGGCAAACACACCCUGCCCUCUCUGUCGCACACUCAUCUCACACACUAACUUCCAUAAAGAGCUCAACCAAACAGCAAAGACCUUCUUCCCAAAAGUGUACUACCCCCGCAAGCAGAACUUCCAGGUCGCUCCGUGUGCAAAGUGGCCGCUGCCCUGCUGUCGCAAACGCUUCCGGUCCUUCUGGGGAGAGCGCAGGCAUGCAGGGGCGGCGGGGAGACGCUGGCACUUUGUCCAUGGAGGUUUCACUCUGGGUGCUUUCGACCUCACAGAUAUGCGUGGCUGGCUCUUCGACAUCGGCCUGGUCAUCGUCUACAUCCACUCCGUCAACUGGAUCCUGGUUUCUCUUCUCUUUGCUUUCCUCAUGUACUACUUCUUCUUUUGAGACUGUGACAAGCAGAGUAGAGUUUGAAGUGCAGGUUUUUCCUUUAACAGAGUAAAGCUAGAGUUAUUACUAACCAUAUGAGUGGUUGUGGUUUCACUAGUUGGAUCUCUAGUUAUAGGGACAAAUUGCAAAUUGCCAAAAUGUUUGAAAGAGUUAUUAUGAGUGAUUGUGUCAAGCUUAUUUUUUGAAAAAUUAGAAAAUAAUGAUACAGGCCUGUUUGUUGUCUGUGUGAGGACUGUCCAUCCUGGACUAGUGUCAAAGUAUAACAGUGCAGUAUGGUGACCUCUGUGGACGAGACCCACUCACUCUGACGAUAUAGACGACUCAUUCUAAGUGAUCAGACACAAAGAUUGUUAUUGUCAGGUUAUAAAACACUAUGAAAACCUGGAAUAUAUACAUUUCACAUGCAGGAUGUUUUCAUAGUGUUUUAUACACUUACAAAGAAAGUAUUCACAUUUUUUUUUAAACUCUACCAAUAUGGUAUAAAUGCAAUAAUGCACCCAGAGGUGUUCUGAUAUACAGAAUUAAUGGACAAUACUGAAAAUAUGACACUGCCUGAAACAGAGCUGCCUUUCUUCCUUUAAGUCCCUGACACACCAAGCAGACGGCAAAGAACUAGUGGCGACGAAGGCCGCCUGUGGUGUCCCCUCACGCUUUGUCUUGGCCAAAAAAGUUGCACUGGAACACACCGCAAAGACUACAGCCGACAGCCAACCCCCACGUACAUUCUGCGCAUGCAUGAGAGGAAGUAACUCUUCGUACCAGCAGGCGGCGGUAGGCCGUUGUUAUGAUACAAGAAGACCAUUUACACCCCGCUGUCGCUCACCACUCGUAUUAUAGGUAGCCUACUAAUCGAGAAUAAUGUCUGAUAAAAAGUUGAAAAUGGUGCUGGCGUUGUCAGCCCUUGUUCUUUUAGUGGAAAAGGGAAGAAAAAAAAAGGCGGAGGCGACAAAUAAGGAGAAACCGCACUAAUGGGUGAAAUCAUGGAUACAGUAACAUGCUGUGUCGAGAGAUGGAGAUAAAUGAAACCUCCCAAUCAGAGAGAUCCCUACUGCCGAUUCAAUAUGUCGAAUCGGCCGGAAAAAAGCACUAUUGCGACGACUGCUCUCCGACGGCCGACGAUCUCCUUGGUGUGUCAGGGCCUUUACUUGUCUUACUUUGGCCAUUUUGAAAAGUUGUCCAAGUGGCUGGUAGCUGUUUGGCUACAGUACAGCCGAUCAAUAGUGGUAAUGUUCUUUUGACAGAAGAACAAACAGAAGGCCCAUAAUGAGUAUGUAGUUUGUAAGUGCUGCUGCCAGGAAAUUAAACUAGCCUAGCUUAGCACAGAGACCAGAAGCAUAGGGAAGCAGCUAGCCUGGCCUCAGUCCAAAGUUUAAUCAAUCAGCCGACGACUGCCAGCAACCCUGAGACUCAUUCAUAAAUGUCCUGGAUCGCAGAAUAAACGUGUACACUUACAGAAAUGUGAAACCAGUAUUUACAGAGAAGGUUACAUUAUCUCAGAACAGCAGUGUGUAUUGGCAAUAAUCAGCCGGCUGCAGUAAACCUGGGCUACAACUUCCUGAACUGUGAUGUCAACAUGAGGUUGCCAGGUUUGGUAUAAAUCAAGUUUAAAACCAAAGUCUGUACUCAACUGAUCGUGUGUUGCAACCUCUGCUGCAGGAGGCGCUGCACACUGGAUGCAAUGGACACAAUGGGAAAAUGAAUAACCAGUUUUUUGCACACAAAAAAGAUGAUGGUUUCAUGUAUCUGAUCCUAAAACAGAACGUUUGUAUGUGCUCCAUACUUUGUCAGGAUGGAAUAAGAAAGACAUGAUCCUACAGCUUUGUGCUUGAUGGACACUGGAUCUUUAAAGAUGAACCUCAUUUAGCACUCUUCAUGAAAGUAAACACGUUAGUCUAAACAAAUGCUGUGGUAUUUCUUAAAUGUAGAACAGGAGGCAAAUUUGUUCUAGAGAAAAAAAUGGAGAAUGGACAGAAAACACAUACAGGACUUAAAAAAAGGUUUUUAAUUGAGUGUAAUUUCAGGAGGUUUAGUCUUCAGCGUGAUUUCUUUAGUGAUGCUCGGUGAAAUAAUGAUUUUAGUGAAACACUUUAAAGGAGAAGCACUGUGGAGUUAACAUUUCCUGCUUACGUUUUGGUUUAUUUCCAAAACAGGACUGUUCAGGACUAGACUGCUAACUGUCUUUUUUUAAACUACAACUGACAGAAAAUAGGGAUGCAUUAUCCAAGUCAGUGUGGUGCCUUUGCUUUGUCUGUGCCUUCUGUCCAGAAGCUGAACUAAACUGGAAUCUAGCAGAUUUGGCUCUCAGGCAAAGAAUACAUGGAUGGAACCAGAAAAAGCUGUAAGGAUAAUCAAAAAAUCUUCAGUCAACACUUGUUAGAUCUUUUAUUUGGUGGAAAAGACGAAUAAAUGUUUGAUUAAAGUGAAAAAAAUAAAA